AUGAAGAGAAGUCUGGGUCUCUCUGAGUAUCUUUGGGCCUGGACCCUCCUUCUGGGCACAUUGACUGGAAGAAGCUAUGGACAGCCCUCAUUGCAAGAUGAACUUAAAGAUAAUACAACUGUCUUCACCAGGAUUUUAGACAGACUCCUGGAUGGUUACGACAAUCGCCUAAGACCCGGACUGGGAGAGCGUGUAACUGAGGUGAAGACUGACAUCUUCGUCACAAGUUUUGGACCCGUUUCAGACCAUGAUAUGGAAUACACAAUUGAUGUAUUUUUCCGUCAAAGCUGGAAGGAUGAAAGGUUGAAAUUUAAAGGACCCAUGACAGUUCUCCGGUUAAAUAACCUAAUGGCAAGUAAAAUUUGGACCCCAGACACCUUUUUUCACAAUGGAAAGAAGUCAGUGGCCCAUAACAUGACCAUGCCCAACAAACUGUUGAGAAUCACAGAAGACGGCACCUUGCUGUACACCAUGAGGCUGACUGUGAGAGCAGAAUGUCCAAUGCAUUUGGAGGACUUUCCUAUGGAUGCUCAUGCCUGCCCACUAAAAUUUGGAAGCUAUGCUUAUACAAGAGCAGAAGUUGUUUAUGAGUGGACCAGAGAGCCAGCACGCUCAGUGGUUGUGGCAGAAGAUGGAUCACGCCUAAACCAGUAUGAUCUUCUUGGACAAACAGUAGACUCUGGAAUUGUACAGUCCAGUACAGGAGAAUAUGUUGUUAUGACCACUCAUUUCCACUUGAAGAGAAAGAUUGGCUAUUUUGUUAUUCAAACAUACCUGCCAUGCAUAAUGACAGUUAUUCUCUCCCAAGUCUCUUUCUGGCUUAACAGAGAGUCUGUACCAGCAAGAACUGUCUUUGGAGUAACAACUGUGCUCACAAUGACAACUUUGAGUAUCAGUGCCAGAAAUUCCCUCCCUAAGGUGGCUUAUGCAACAGCUAUGGAUUGGUUUAUUGCAGUAUGCUAUGCCUUUGUAUUCUCAGCUCUGAUUGAGUUUGCCACAGUAAACUAUUUCACCAAGAGAGGUUAUGCAUGGGAUGGCAAAAGCGUGGUUCCGGAGAAGCCAAAGAAAGUGAAGGAUCCUCUCAUUAAGAAAAACAACACUUAUGCUCCGACAGCAACCAGCUACACCCCUAAUUUGGCCAGGGGUGACCCCGGCUUAGCCACCAUUGCUAAAAGUGCAACCAUAGAACCAAAAGAAGUCAAGCCCGAAACAAAACCACCAGAACCCAAGAAAACCUUUAACAGUGUCAGCAAAAUUGAUCGACUGUCAAGGAUAGCCUUCCCAUUGCUAUUUGGAAUCUUUAACUUAGUCUAUUGGGCUACAUAUUUAAACAGAGAGCCUCAGCUAAAAGCCCCCACACCACACCAAUAG
Molecule: messenger RNA, 1371 nt
Organism: Lepus europaeus (European hare)
Lineage: Eukaryota; Metazoa; Chordata; Mammalia; Lagomorpha; Leporidae
Gene: GABRA1
Product: gamma-aminobutyric acid type A receptor subunit alpha1
Exons: 9
Coding region: 1-1371 (456 amino acids)
Biological process (GO): nervous system process; chloride transport; signal transduction
Cellular component (GO): synapse; GABA-A receptor complex; postsynapse
Molecular function (GO): inhibitory extracellular ligand-gated monoatomic ion channel activity; GABA-A receptor activity; benzodiazepine receptor activity
Source: RefSeq, a predicted model, not a curated record